Lingula anatina is the source of this 1359-nucleotide messenger RNA. RefSeq names its product WD repeat-containing protein 7-like. The record is from RefSeq and is a predicted model, not a curated record. Lineage: Eukaryota; Metazoa; Brachiopoda; Lingulata; Lingulida; Lingulidae. Gene Ontology annotation, molecular function: protein binding. Gene Ontology annotation, cellular component: cytoplasm.
AAAAAAUCAAGUGGUCUACACUUUUAGACGAGAAUUUAAGUCUACUUUGCCCCAAGGUAAAUCGCUGGCCUUUUCAUCAACCCUACCUGAUUGGAAACAUGCUAAAAGCUGGCUCUUUGCAGUGGUGUUAAAAAGCAUGUCAAAUGUUGUUGUGGAAAUUUGUAUUUUAUCUGGUGUUAGACUGGAUGACAAAAAGCCACAUUGAUUGUGAUAAAAAAGUAAGUUAUUUCUAGACAGACUAAAUGGGUUUUCUACGUGAGAUAUGACAAUUUGACCCUUUCACAUAAAUCAUGACAGACAGGCUUUCUUUAAUUGGAGACAAGUCAUGUGAUCCAAGUCAAAAUGCCAUGCCCAUGGGUAGAAAAUGCAUUUACUCUCUUUAGAAAUAAUUUACUUUUUUUAUCAUGUUUGCACACAAGACAAUAUCACUGCACUUUGACUUUGUAGGAGGAGGGUCUUUCCGCAUCAAGAGACAAAGGUCAAAGUCCUUGAAUGAGGGGAAAGAGGUACAGGAGAAGAUUCAGGACAACUCCUACGAGACACGUCGUAAGCAGGCCACCGCCAUUGUGAUGCUGGGGGUCAUUGGUGCCGAGUUUGGUCAGGAGAUCGUGUCGUCACGAGGAGGAGACCAGCAGAAGGGGGUGGUGGAGGGGUUCAGUAUUAACCAGGCUCUGGCCAGGAGGACAAGUAAUGCCCUGACCUAUCUCCUUCUGCAACCCUCCAGUCCUCAGCUGCCAGCAAACACACCAAUCAGGAGAGCUGCCAUAGAUUUGAUUGGACGCGGUUUCACAGUGUGGCAGCCAUAUUUAGAUGUGUCAGCUGUGUUACUGGGUUUGUUGGAAUUGUGUGUGGAUGGGGACAAGCUGGUGCCCAGCAUGACAUUUGGUCUGCCUCUCAGCUCACAAGCAGACGCAUGCAGAACAGCACGUCAUUCACUCGCACUUAUUGCGACAGCUCGACCACCUGCGUUCAUCAUCACCAUGGCAAAGGAGGUGGCACGAUACAACGCCAUGGCUCAGAAUGCACAAUCCCAGAGUCCUUCACUCCAUACGUCGGUGCUAGUACGAGGGAAGUCGGAGAUCAUGAGAGUUAUUGAACACUUGAUUGAUAAGUUGCCUAAUGAUGUGGCAGAGUUGAUGGUAGAGGCCAUGGACAUCACAGUUCACUGUCUAGACCACACUGCAGUGAAGACCAAGGGUCUCCAGGAGGUGUUUGCUCCUAUCUGUAAGUUCUGUAUUGUUAGCUAUGACACCAACUCCAGGAGGAUAUGUGUAGGAGCCAGGAAUGGAGGACUCACCUUUUAUGAGUUAAAGCAUGCCAAGUCUCAGGUGAAAGUCAUGGUGUUUUAAAUUUAUAGCU